AGUUUAGGCUUAGUAAUACUGUUAAGGAAGCCACGUACAUGUAUCUAUCUCAAACUUGGGCUGACUUUUAUGAUCCUUCCUACCAAGUUCAACUCUAAAUUUCUUCUUUCUUCUCUAAACCUCUAGAGUUUUUAUGUGUAUGAAAAACUUAUCAUAACAUUAACAUACAUAAGAGAAAGAGUAGAGUAAAAGGAAGAUUUUAUUUCUAAGUCAAGAGAGAAUCAUGUACGUGACAAGGCCUCUGUCUUUACUUAGAAGGUCUCCUGAGCUACUGAAUUCAGUACCCGAAGAGGGUCCGAAUUCUGGUUAUUUGGUUAUGUUUGACGAAGAAUGUGAAACCACAACUUGUUUCGGUUUGUGUAAACAAAGGUCAAUCAAGGCCCUGCCUUUUCCUCAAAACAAAGAUCUAACUGUUACUUAUACAAGACACAGUGGAGAAAGCAGCGUCACCUAUUAUGAUUCUGUCCUCUUCGUUCCAGUGCUUGGUCAACCCCUCUCUUCCAAUCGUUACUAUGUCAUUCGCCGCAAAGGAAAACAUAAAGGUGAAGCUAGUGCUAGUUCAACAGAAAAUGACAUGGGAACAUGCUUUUGCUUCACAUACAUUAGAGAUGUAAAGCCGAGACCUUUCGAUCCUUUAGAUAUCUUUCAACAAGUUGAGAUCAUCCAAAAGCGUAGUGGACGAUUCACGGCAGCAUCUGUUGCCGAAAAUGGCUUUCCACCUACGUUUUUGAGGAGAAAAUACUGGCAACUCUGCAUGGGGACGCCUCGCCAUUACCAAUUAGACGAAGCCCCAGGCCUCAACUCCUCGCUGCGUUCGCAGCUUCCUGAUCUGAAAAUCUUAUCUGAUUCGAGUACUAAUGAAAGUGUGGUUGUGGGAAAAUGGUAUUGCCCUUUUAUGUUCAUAAAGGAAUUAGAGGGAAAGCUCAAGGAGCAGAUGAAUUCCACGUUUUAUGAAAUGACACUUGAGCAGAGAUGGGAUAGGGUUUUUGAAUGUGACAAUAUUGGAAAUGAGAUGAAAAUGGUGAGUGUUGAUGUGUUUGUUAGCAGAGAGGAGGCUUGUGUUGAUGGAAAGGAAGCUCUAUGUGAGUGGGGUCAUGUUGAUGAUGGAGUCAUCUGGUUUAAAAGUUCAUUAGAGGGCGGUAAAGGACAAAAUCAAUCAGAAAGGUUAUUGGGGUUGAGCAAAUUGACAAUGGAUAGAAUAAGGUGGGAAGAAGAGAGAGUUGGGUUCAAAGUGGAUGAGUUUGAAAGGCAAGUGAAUGUAAAGAGAACAGAGGAGUUUGAUGGAAAAGAGUGGAGCAAAUUUAGAUGCUAUGUUUUGGUAGAGAGAUUUGUGUUGAAGAGAGUAAACGGCACCAUUUUGUUGACACUUGAUUUUAAGCAUACCAGCCAAAUUAGGUGCACAUGGGAAUAAGAAUAAUAUACAAUUCAAUACAGAAGAGUUUGUGUUCUGCUCUAUUGUUUUGUCAUUGUUUUUACUUUUGAUUUCAAUAAAUGUAUGUGAUAUUACUACAUGGCCAAGUACGUUUUGGUUCAUGAUUUUAUUUAUUAAUUCAUUUUGCGUU
Molecule: messenger RNA, 1562 nt
Organism: Cannabis sativa
Lineage: Eukaryota; Viridiplantae; Streptophyta; Magnoliopsida; Rosales; Cannabaceae
Exons: 2
Coding region: 224-1411 (395 amino acids)
Source: RefSeq, a predicted model, not a curated record